AUGUCGUGCUUAGAGGACGGCAAGCAUGUCCGCAUGACGAUCUUUGAGGCGGGCGAGCGCCGCUUUGUGACUAUUAGAACCGCAUCUCCGAAGGUCGCUACCGAGCUGGCCUCAGCCAUUCACGAGCACACGCCGCUGCAGUCCAAGAAGAGCAAGUCGCCUUCGGAGCCAGCCGAAAGCGCCGUCUGAGUGCGCGUCCAGAGUGUGCAUGGUGUCGGGUUUCGGCGAGCUGCCAGGCUGUAAUAUGCAUUGUGUACGUCGCUCAAAUGGAGGUGUUUGGUGUGUGACAUGUUUGGUCACCGCCUUCGCAAUCACCGACCACGGGGCGUGUAGUGCCAUCGAGCAUGUGAACACACGCCUGGACCGGUGCGCGGGCAUGGCGGGCAGGCCGUGCGUGGCCGAAACGCCUCGACGCCUCGGUACUCGCCUUGUCCGUGUCGCCUUUGUACACCUCGUUCCACUGCAUCUUGAAACGGGCACGGGCCUCCGACGCGCGCCACCGAGGACGACGGACACGUUCGCACAACUUCAUCUCUAGCACAUGGGCGGUAUGAGCAGCGCGUUGGGCUGGAGGCAUACUCUAGCAGCAUGUUGGUACACAUCGACUGAUCACUCAAGGGAUCAGGCGUGACCUAGGAGGAC
Messenger RNA from Cutaneotrichosporon oleaginosum, 642 nucleotides. The record is from RefSeq and is a predicted model, not a curated record. Lineage: Eukaryota; Fungi; Basidiomycota; Tremellomycetes; Trichosporonales; Trichosporonaceae.